Aspergillus clavatus NRRL 1 is the source of this 462-nucleotide messenger RNA. RefSeq names its product helix-loop-helix DNA-binding domain protein. Gene Ontology annotation, molecular function: protein dimerization activity; DNA-binding transcription factor activity, RNA polymerase II-specific; RNA polymerase II cis-regulatory region sequence-specific DNA binding. The coding region runs from base 1 to 462 and encodes 153 amino acids. Lineage: Eukaryota; Fungi; Ascomycota; Eurotiomycetes; Eurotiales; Aspergillaceae. The transcript has a single exon. The record is from RefSeq and is a predicted model, not a curated record. Gene Ontology annotation, biological process: regulation of transcription by RNA polymerase II.
AUGCCAUCUGCACAACCACCAGCAUCCCUCGCCUCCAGCUCAUCCGAACCCUCCUACUCCCCCGUCCCCGCCAGCGCGAGCACAACCACCGAGGACCCCAAUACUCGCUCAUCCACCACCCCCACCGUCCCCUCAUCCUCCAGACAGGCAAAUUCUGCCUCCGCCGCAGCCGCAGCCGCAGCAGCCGCAGCGGCGGCGGAAAGAGACAAACCCCGCCUAACAGAACAAGAGAAGAAGAACAACCACAUCGCCUCGGAGCAGAAGCGGCGCGCCGCGAUCCGCGAGGGCUUCGACCGCCUGACGGAGCUGGUCCCGGGACUGGAAGGGCAGGGCCGCAGCGAGAGCAUCGUGCUCCGGAAAACGGUGGAUUUCAUCCACAUGAAGCUCCAGGAGCGGCAGGAGCUGAUUGCCGAGAUCGAGGGGAGGGGCGGGCAUAUUGACGAUGCGUUUCGAACGUCAUGA